GCAAAGACCAAGCACUGCAUCAUUACUAACAGAUCACUGAAAGAAGAAAACCUGUAAGGACUAUCAUGACAUGGCAGAAAAAUGGAACAAUGCUAUAAGGCAAAAGUCUACUGAGCUUCAUGGACACACUUGGCAUGUUGAAUUUGAUGACUCUAUUACGCCAGAUGGCACAGCUCCUGGAUGGUACCAGUACAUUUCUGGAUCUUUCGCAGGGUUCACCUGUUCUCAGUGUGAUAGAUACUGGGGGUCUAAAAAAGUGCAGGUGAUCUUCCAUUUCCACCUGAACUCAGCAAGUAACCAGGGAACCAUUAAGGUGCGACGCAUUAAACAGGAAUGUAAUAGUUGUGAUGAAGCUCAGAUGGAGGAACCAGACUUCCAGGAAAACGUCGAUGUGCUGGUCGAGAGACUGGUUACAAAGAUUCGUAUGAGAUGCUACAAGGAAGACCUGGGUGACACCAACAGGGCCUCAAAAGGUUAUGACAAAAUAGAAGGACCUCAUGAAAGUUCGCAUUGUGAAGCCUGUCAUCUUGGCAUCUGCGGUCAGGCCAAAUGAAACUGAUGUCGUUUUCUGUUAAGACUUAAACUAUAUUUAAAAAUGACAUGUUGUUUUUAGUGUAUGUUUUGGGUUGAACUAAAUUAGGGUGAAAUAAUACUGUCAUAACACUGUUUUAAAAAAAUGUAAUGUAACAUAAACAUAUUGUAAAACAUGAGAUUAAUUAAAAUAUUUUACCUCCUG
Molecule: messenger RNA, 736 nt
Organism: Triplophysa dalaica
Lineage: Eukaryota; Metazoa; Chordata; Actinopteri; Cypriniformes; Nemacheilidae
Product: receptor-transporting protein 3-like
Biological process (GO): protein insertion into membrane; protein targeting to membrane
Molecular function (GO): olfactory receptor binding
Source: RefSeq, a predicted model, not a curated record